This is a messenger RNA of Argentina anserina (silverweed cinquefoil), 3017 nucleotides long. RefSeq names its product pentatricopeptide repeat-containing protein At5g12100, mitochondrial. Bases 1 to 2430 code for a protein of 809 amino acids. Gene Ontology annotation, molecular function: protein binding. The transcript is spliced from 2 exons. The record is from RefSeq and is a predicted model, not a curated record. Lineage: Eukaryota; Viridiplantae; Streptophyta; Magnoliopsida; Rosales; Rosaceae.
AUGGCAAGGCGCGUCUUUCUUCUUCUUCGUCUUCGAAACUCCCUCCCCACCAAAACCCAAAACCUCCGAUCACUUCCUCUCUCCACAGACACCUUCGAAGACCAACCCAAUUCAUUCCACCAAGACCAACACCGCCAUGAGCAAGUCCGCAAGCUCCGCAACCUCAUCCAACAGGGCCAACCCGACACCGCAGCUCGCUUCCUCAACUCCCUCCUCCUCCCCUCCUCCCCCUUCUCCUCCCCCUCCGACCUCUUCGACCUCUUCUCCCUCGCCGACCCCACCAUCACCCCCGCAUUCUCCGACAUGCUCCUCACCGCCUGCACGCAGUCCAACAUGCCCAAACAAGCCGUCGAACUCUACAGUCUGAUGCGAAAGCACGACGUCCGCCCCACUCUGGCCGCGCUCAAUAUGCUUCUUCAGUGCCUGGUUUCUUCUAGAAUGUACGAAACGACACUCGAGCUGUUUUCGGAUAUUUUCGAGUCCGGGAAGGGGAUUGGGCCCGAUAAGUUCGCCUACGGCAAGGCGGUGCAGGCGGCGGUGAAGCUCGGGGACAUGAGGAGGGCCGGUGAGAUUGUGGAGAGGAUGAAGUCGGAGGGCUCGGCUCCAAAUGUGUUCAUUUUUAAUGUUCUGAUGGGGGGAAUGUGUAGAGAGAGGAGGAUGAGGGACGCAGAGAAGGUGUUUGAUGAAAUGCUUGAGAGAGGAGGUGUGCCGACAUUAGUGACAUAUAAUAGUUUGAUCGACGGGUAUUGUAAAGUGGGGGAGUUGGAGAAGGCGUUUGAGGUGAGAGAGAGGAUGAGGGAGAGGAAAGUGGGAGCGAAUUUGGUGACUUAUAAUACAAUGCUGAAUGGGCUGUGUAGGGGGAAGAGGAUGGAGGAAGCGAGGAGGGUUUUGGAGGAGAUGGAGGGGUGUGGGUUUGUGCCGGAUGGGUUUACCUAUAGUAUACUUUUCGAUGGACUUGCGAGGUGUGGUGAUGAUCAGGGGGUUUUGGCUUUGUUUGAUGAGGUGACCAGGAAAGGUGUGAGGAUCAAUGCUUAUACUGGUAGUAUUUUGGUGAAGGGGUUGUGCAAGGAAGGGAAGGUUGAGAAAGCGGAGGAGGCGUUGAACAAGUUGAUGGAUACUGGCUUUGUUCCGGAUGAGGUAGUGUAUAAUACUCUGGUGAGUGGAUAUUGUCGACAAUCUGACUUUGAUAAAGCUGCUUUGGUGAUUGAGAGGAUGGAAGCUCGAGGGUUGAGGCCAAAUUGCAUUACUUUCAACACUUUGAUUCACAAGUUUUGUGAGAAGAAGGAUAUGGAUAGGGCGGAGGAAUGGGUGCAGAAGAUGCUGAAGAAGGGACUUUCGCCAAGUUUGGAGACAUAUGGCACCCUUAUGAAUGGCUAUGGGCAGAUUUGCGCAUUUGAUAAGUGUUUCCAGAUUCUUGAAGACAUGGAAAGUAAGGCAAUCAGACCAAAUGUUGUGACCUACGGUUCCCUGAUCAAUUGUUUAUGCAAGGAUGGGAGACUUCUUGAAGCUGAAAUAGAACUCAGAGACAUGGUAGGCCGAGGGGUUACGCCAAAUGCACAGAUAUAUAAUAUGCUCAUCAGUGGUUGCUCUACAGAGGGCAAGCUGGAAGAUGCUUUUAGAUUCUUUGAUGAGAUGGCAAGUAAUGGGAUACGUCCAACACUUGUAACCUACAAUGCACUCAUACAUGGACUCUGCAAGAAAGGACGGAUGGUUGAAGCUGAAGACUAUGCGUCUCAAAUUACAAGCAGUGGUUAUAGACCCGAUGUGAUCACAUACAACUCCCUAAUCUCAGGUUAUUCUGAUUUAGUAAACAUCCAGAAGUUUUUGGAAUUAUAUGAAACUAUGAAGAAUCUGGGCAUCAAACCUACUAUUCAUACAUUUCAUCCUCUAAUUAGUGGAUGCAGCAGGGACGAUAUGAUAUUAACAGAAAAGUUGUUAAAUGAGAUGUUAGAGAUGGGCUUGCGUCCUGAUCGCCUUAUCUAUAAUGCGCUCAUUCACGGUUAUGCAGAGCAUGGAGACACUCAGAAGGCACUUUGUUUGUACUGUGAGAUGGUAGAUCAGAAAAUCAGUGUUGACAAGAUGACUUAUAACAGCUUGAUUCUUGGGCACUUCAAACAAGGAAAGGUAUCAGAGGUGAAGGACCUUGUUGAUGAUAUGAAGGCUAAAGGAUUGGGACCGAAAGCUGAUACUUAUAUCUUACUUGUGAAGGGACACUGUGAACUGAAGGACUUCAGUGGCGCAUAUCUUUGGUACAGGGAACUGGUUGAGAAUGGUUAUCUUCUAAACGUCUCCACAUGCAAUGAGCUUACAACUGGCCUGCGAAAGGAGAGGAUGUUUCAUGAGGCCGAGAUCAUUUGCUUAGAAAUGAGUGCUAAGGGUAUGGAUGACGUUAGCUACAAUGAUGAUGCAAUUCCUGUUGCCAAGGUGUAGGGAUUCUUCAGCAGAAGAUUUCUUCGGGAGAGAAACAUAGCAUGUUUCCAAGCCAGUAGCAGACUGCUCAUAGUGUACACGUCUGUUGUCUGUUGGAAGUCCUUGAAGAAAACUUUAUUUAUUUUUUUCCCAAAAAUGGGGUGGUCAGACAUGUCAUACGAUUUGGGAAGUAAAUUAGCAACGGUUGGCAGGCUGAAAGCAAGCAAGAAGUUCGAUGACUUUGUUCAGAGUUUUCAGUUGAAAAGCUUGGAGCUUGCGAUAUUUAUCUCCCAGGAACCCCAAGUGUUUCAUUUAGGUUGUGCAUUGGAUUGAAGAUCAUAUAUCUUAGUUAAUGCCUCAACGGGUCAGCAGGCUUCGUCUUUACAUAUUUGCAGAUGAAACAGUUUUCCUUGGAGCAACUCUGUAUUGUGGCUACUCGGUCUGGGUUGUUUGGAUGAACUGUGAAAUGAUGAUCGUGAAGUUGUCUGAUUGUACUUAUGGUUGAAUUACUCUGUUGAAUCCUUAAUACACAAUAUUCUGUAUACUCAAGACUUGCAUACAACCUUCCAGUGUGUUAAUUGUUAAUUAUGCUUUAACUUUUAUAGUAA